AUGGAAACUCGCUGUGUCUUAACGAAUGAGACGAGCCAGGACGACGUUCGCGGAUCAACGAAGGAAGGGGUUGAGGCGCAAUUGGCGACAGUGUGCUUGGACCUGUCAAGCGAAAGCAGAAUACCCGCGUUAGACGACGGCAAGCUCCACACCCAACGUCGAACAGAAGUGGAGGAGGAACGCGGAGAUGUCAAGGAAGAAGAGAGAGACAAGGGCAAGGGCAAAGAACGAAAAGUGGCUCUUCGUGGCUCCGGCAAAUCUCCACCACGACUGAAGGGAAUCGACGAGCGACUGUGCAACGAGAGAGAGAGAACGCGGAUAAAAAAAAAAGAGAGUGAACGUGAUGGAGCAGCCAAGAGGGGCAGUAGAGGGGUAAGAGGGUUCAGGAACGGUCAGGAACAAAAUGGGAAAAAAAUGGACUUGGAGGGGGUCGAGAGAUGGAUAUGUUUCCUUUUUGGCUUUUGGACGGGAGCAGAGUGGGAACCCGAUUUUGCCUUUUUUUUCUAA
Messenger RNA from Uncinocarpus reesii 1704, 507 nucleotides. RefSeq lists its product as uncharacterized. The record is from RefSeq and is a predicted model, not a curated record. NCBI's taxonomy places the organism in Eukaryota, Fungi, Ascomycota, Eurotiomycetes, Onygenales, Onygenaceae. The transcript has a single exon. The coding region runs from base 1 to 507 and encodes 168 amino acids.